AUUGUUGUUGCGAUUGUCAAAGGACAUGGAAGAUGAAGAUCCGCCGGGUCCGCUCAUAUGUCGGCCAUCGUUGGUGGGUGCUAGUCCUUGUACUUGCCCUUGUCCAUGUUCUUGCUGGUGAUGAGCGUGGGGGUGAGGAUGAGGAUGAUGGUGUGGAUGUUGAUGCUGAUGCAUUUGGUGAUGCAGAUGGUGGUGAUGGUCCGAAGAUGAUGUGCCAGAAUUGGGCGUGGGCUGGUUAGAGUUUGGUGAAGG
Neurospora tetrasperma FGSC 2508 is the source of this 252-nucleotide messenger RNA. RefSeq lists its product as uncharacterized. Bases 33 to 239 code for a protein of 68 amino acids. The transcript has a single exon. The record is from RefSeq and is a predicted model, not a curated record. NCBI's taxonomy places the organism in Eukaryota, Fungi, Ascomycota, Sordariomycetes, Sordariales, Sordariaceae.